AGAGGAGAUUAAUAGAGAUCUGAUUCCACAGAGAGAUCUGAGCUUGGACCCCUAUGGAGAAAGGAUCCCUGUGGAUCCUCUAGAGGAGACUUUACCUCUUUAAACCUUUGUGAUGCUUUUAUUUGGAAGUAUCACCUACUUCCUGUAAUGGAGUCAAACAGUCAAAGAUCAGUUCGACACUUUAAUAAUCAAUAACCUUCAGAGACCUGAGCUCUAAACCUGUUCUGGAUUAAUUUUAAAUCUUCAGCUUCAGGUUUUAAAGAGUCUGAUCAUCUCAGAGGGAUGCUAAAGCUAACUGGCUAACAGCCGCUUCUUCUUCUUCUUCAUCUCUUUAACAAGGAGAGGAAACCAGAGAAGAAGAGCUGAGAUCUGACAGUGGUACUGAAGGAUUUUUUUUAGCAGGAUACCAGUGUAUGACCAGGACCUGAGGAUCUGAUCCACUCUAACCACAAACUGGGACCAGCAGACCGAAAGGACUCUAAACUGGAUCUGCUGCAGCUUUUCUUCCUGUAAAAUCAGACUUUAGGGUAAAUUAUAGAAAUUUGGACCUGAACCAGCCCAGAACCGAGCCUUGUCCGAAACUUCCUGGCUUCUGAUCGGUUCUUAGAGUAGAGUAGAUUAGUAGAUCAGCACAGAGACUCUGUGUUUGGUGUUUUGAGAUCAUCAAUCAGAGGAGGAAUCUGGAUGUUUGAUCAUGAUUGGAUUUGUUGGUUUUAGAGUCGGUAGGAUCAAAACUGGGAGGAGUGAAGACACAGAUAUACAAAAACAGAAUCAUGUGAGUCCAAAAGAGGAAGUGCUGUGUUUCUCCUUAUUUACAAGCUCUUCCUGUUGAAGUCUGAGACUCCGGCAGCUUCAACUCCUGCAGAAGAUCACUCCAGCCUCCAGGAUGGACGCUCUGGUCGGACCCAUGCAGACUCUCUUCAAAGACCUGAAAGCGAACAGUAACCUGAUUAUCUUCAGCGUCCUCGUCUUUGUCUACCAGGCUGUAGAGAGGGAGUUCCCCUGCUCCUGUCAACCUCAGGCUCUCUUCUGCCUGGCCUACAUGCUGAUGCCCGCUGGUCUUCUCUUCAUUAUGAUGCUGGCCACAGACGCUCAGUUUCAGAGAGCGUUAAAGUUCUCGUGCUGGAACUGUUCCGGGAGCUUCUGCUGGGUUCUGACCCGUUGCUCGUUGAAGGCUCUCUGUGUGGGUCUGCUGUGGGUCGCCGCCGUGCUGCUGGAUGCUGAAUUUUACGUUUGCUGCUGGAAUGAGAAUUCUCGAGCGGUGGCAAGGCAACAGUGUGAGAGGAAGAUGGACGUCAUGACUGGAGGUGAAGAGGUGGUGACCAUCAAUGAAAUGGUCAUGAACUCGAGGGUAAGGCUUGACUUUCUUUAAAGGUAGAUUAAAAGUUCUCACCUCUCAGGUCCCAACAGUCCUGGGUGAGGCUGCACGAUAUUGGAAAAAGCUAACAGUGGAAUUCUUUUAACCCUGCGAUAUUUACAUAGGCUGUAUACACUCACCGGCCACUUUAUUAGGUACACCAUGCUAGUAACGGGUUGGACCCCCUUUUGCCUUCAGAACUGCCUCAAUUCUUCGUGGCAUAGAUUCAACAAGGUGCUGGAAGCAUUCCUCAGAGAGCUUGGUCCAUAUUGACAUGAUGGCAUCACACAGUUGCCGCAGAUUUGUCGGCUGCACAUCCAUGAUGCGAAUCUCCCGUUCCACCACAUCCCAAAGAUGCUCUAUUGGAUUGAGAUCUGGUGACUGUGGAGGCCAUUUGAGUACAGUGAACUCAUUGUCAUGUUCAAGAAACCAGUCUGAGAUGAUUCCAGCUUUAUGACAUGGCGCAUUAUCCUGCUGAAAGUAGCCAUCAGAAGUUGGGUACAUUGUGGUCAUAAAGGGAUGGACAUGGUCAGCAACAAUACUCAGGUAGGCUGUGGCGUUGCAACGAUGCUCAAUUGGUACCAAGGGGCCCAAAGAGUGCCAAGAAAAUAUUCCCCACACCAUGACACCACCACCACCAGCCUGAACCGUUGAUACAAGGCAGGAUGGAUCCAUGCUUUCAUGUUGUUGACGCCAAAUUCUGACCCUACCAUCCGAAUGUCGCAGCAGAAAUCGAGACUCAUCAGACCAGGCAACGUUUUUCCAAUCUUCUAUUGUCCAAUUUCGAUGAGCUUGUGCAAAUUGUAGCCUCAGUUUCCUGUUCUUAGCUGAAAGGAGUGGCACCCGGCGUGGUCUUCUGCUGCUGUAGCCCAUCUGCCUCAAAGUUCGACGUACUGUGCGUUCAGAGAUGCUCUUCUGCCUACCUUGGUUGUAACGGGUGGUUAUUUGAGUCACUGUUGCCUUUCUAUCAGCUCGAACCAGUCUGGCCAUUCUCCUCUGACCUCUGGCAUCAACAAGGCAUUUCCGCCCACAGAACUGCCGCUCACUGGAUAUUUUUUCUUUUUCGGACCAUUCUCUGUAAACCCUAGAGAUGGUUGUGCGUGAAAAUCCCAGUAGAUCAGCAGUUUCUGAAAUACUCAGACCAGCCCUUCUGGCACCAACAACCAUGCCACGUUCCAAGUCACUCAAAUCACCUUUCUUCCCCAUACUGAUGCUCGGUUUGAACUGCAGGAGAUUGUCUUGACCAUGUCUACAUGCCUAAAUGCACUAAGUUGCCGCCAUGUGAUUGGCUGAUUAGAAAUUAAGUGUUAACAAGCAGUUGGACAGGUGUACCUAAUAAAGUGGCCGGUGAGUGUAUAUCAUGAUAUUAAAAACAGAGGAAUUUUCAGUAGAUGAGCUGAAUCUCACUUUCUGCUGAAAUCUUGAGGACAGUUAACCUGCACUGAUCUUACCUCUUUUAGUGAAUGUUAGUAGAAUGGCUUCUGUCUGUCUUAGAGAUAUUUUUAGCUUUUAUUGUUCUGGGACGUUAUUGUGGAAACAGAUGAAUACAGAUCACGUGUUUUAGUCGACAUCAUCCUUCUUAUAACCGAAAUAAUUCCAGAUAACUGACGUUGUAUUGUCGAAUUCAUAGAUGCAGAGAUGCAAAAAUGAACCACAGGAAGACAGAAUCAACUGGCAGUCUCUCAUGGGAUUUUAUUUUAGUUACAGCAUCAACCAGGACUCAUGACGAUCUUGAUAAAUGAAUGGACUGAACCAGACUGACAGACGGACAGUAAAAGCCCCAAAAAUCCCCAGAACUUUUCCUUCGUUGCCUUCUUAUACCCCCCCCAAUGGUUUCAUUAGUCUUAUUCCCGUAUGCGGCCUUCACGUUGGUGCCUGAUAGUCAACAACGUGACUUCUUCUGUAAACAUGCACAUAUUUUUUGCUUGCCGGCUCUGCCAAUUUUCAUUUCUGGACUCAAGAUAACAAUUAUUCUUGUGUGGAAAGUUCACCAUGACCUGGACUAUCUCUGGCUGUAUCCUGUAUCCUAUUUUGAAAUAACUUUGCUCAAAAACAUGUCUUUUAUUUGCGCCCACAUUUGCAUUUCUUUUUACCAACAAGUCUUCAUCUUCUGUGGUUUUCUCUUGGUCAUUGCUCAUUUUACAAUCGUUGUUGUUGUUGUUACCGGUGUUGUACUGAGAAACGCAUGUCCACCGAGAAUUGCAUCCACCCUGCAGAAACGCGCACCGCUUAUAGUAGAGUGGUCCACGGAAAUGUACAAUUUCAAACCCAUACAGUUCUUCUGAUGAGGAGUGAUGAGGAGCCUUCCCAAAGUCAUUCUCAGCAGCAACUCACUCCAUGUGCAGGGGCGUGGUUUCCUCUUCUCUAAUUUUGAUUGACGGCUGGCAGGGUAGUCUGAUUGGCAACUGAGUAAAGAGCAAAUGUCAUUUGUGGAUCGCUGCACAGCACAUGCAGAGUCUACAUGCAGUGUAUCUCAGUCAGGUUCCCCUUGAAAUUAGAUGAGUACAUUCACCUCCGACAUCACAAUGUGAUUAUUGCGCAUACGUACAUCACCAUAACGACGCUCUAACAAUAUAUCAUGCAGCCCUAGUCCUGGGAGAGUCUUCUUGGACUGAUGGGACCAACAAAGGUUUGAACCGUCCCAACUGAUGGAGUUAAGCUAAAUAUGAAGAAAGAAAACUUAAUUUAUUUCAAGAGGAAUAAUGAUUGAAAAAACUGAACUGAAGCAGUCAGCCUGUGUCUGAGAGCCAGGCGUCAAACCUGAUGUUCCCUGAAAUCUGUGAUCUAAUAACCUUCUGUCUCUCUCUCUCUGUUUGCAGCUUUAUGGCAUGUCUCUGCUCUUAUUGAUGGCUGCCGGCUUUCUUUUCCUGAUGUCCGGGAGGUCGCUCCUCGACACCAAGUACAAUGAUUCAUGUUGUUUCAAGAGAAACGGCGACCUCCAUGAGAUAAUUCUGGAGGUGGGGGAGGAGGUGGUGUCAGCGGCUCAGAAAAAGAAACGAGAGGACUUGCUGAAGGAGACGGUGAAGAAAGACCUGGAGAAGAAAGAGUGGGUCAAUUACCUGGAGGUAGUUGAACAAGCCAUAAAGUCAGUCGAUAAGGUAACGCCGCCAUUUAUUUUUUUUGGCAUGUUUUCAUCGACACGUUUUACUCUGUGAGUGUUUUUGAAUCUUGGUGACACCACCUGAAAAUGUUCAUGACAGCACUUAUCUCUGUUUUCAGCAGAGCCAUGAGAAAACCACAGUACAGUUACACAUGAGUGUGUUCAGUGAGAAAACGCUAUAACAAAAUUUUCUAUGUAUCUCAAACUCACAGCAUCGUUUAUAGUCACCAUUGCACAAGUGACUUCCUCUUGUUGAUGAGGAAGAGUGACCGUCUUCACAAUCCUGCGUGAGGCGGAGUAAAAUUACAGUAAUGUACUGUAAACAUGAGAUAUACUGUGAUCACCUGUAUUAAUAUGGUGUACUUGUAAAAUACUGUGUUAACCUGUAUUACUAUAGUGUUCUUGUAAAAUACUGUGUUUACUUGUAUUACUAUAGUGUACAGUAUAGGUUUUACAGUAUAGUCCAGUACUGCAGAGCAGAUUUACUGUAUCGUAGUGGACAGUAAAGAUUUUACAGUACCAUAGUGUAAAAUAUUUACUGUACAAUACCAUACAGUAAAUCUGCUCUGCAGUACAGUACUAUACUGUAAAAAUUGAACUUUACACUACAAUAUAGUAAAGGUUUGACAGUACUACAAUUGAUAAUCUUUACUUUACAUUACAUAACAAUAAAGAUUUUACAGUACCAUACUGUAAAAUAUUUAUUGUAAACUACAAAACAGUAAAUAUAUUACAGUACCAUACUGUAAAAUUUUAAUUGUACACUAUAAUACAGGAUGACAGGAGAACAGAUAUUUUAGUUUAAUUGACUCUUCUGUUCUCCCGACCAAAUAUUUGAAUAAAUGAAGUUUCAGUGUUCCUCCCAACAUCAGGGGCUGCAGCCUCUAAGGUGAACACUGAGGUUCUCAGGUAAACUCGGUGAGUUCAAUUUGGAACCUAACCUGCCCCGGAGCAGGUUAGCCAUUCAGCAUACGUUGCCGUGGAGACUCCCCUCGCUAAGAAGUGAUCGCGCGUUUUAGAACAGGAAACCCGAAACUUACCCCCAAAGCUGCGGCUAAGCAGUAAUCCUGCUUCGUAGAACAGGCCCCAGGUCCUGCAGUGACACAAUCCUGCAGAGGUGAACAGACUAGGCUAUGGUCCUCACAGUGGGCAGCUUUGGUCUUAUUCUCAUCGGCAGGCUCUUCCCUUUUCUCUCUUCCUGUGUCCUCAUCCACUGUCACUGAGUAUCUCCUCUGACCUUACAGAGCGCACAGCAGUGGCGAGGGGCAGGAGGAGGAGCAGGAGGAGGAGGAGGAGAAGAAGGGGGAGUAGAGCUGCAGGAGAUACAGAUUCAGCAGACUCAGGUCUGUGGGAUUUUGAUUUGAUCCAAGUGUCAGUGUGUUAAAGCCAAAUUAAAUAAAAAAAAUAAAAAAAUAAAAAUAAAAUAAAGAUAAGAACGAAUUUUUUUUUUUUAAAUAAUAAAAAAUACAAAAUGAAAAGAUAAUGAAAUAUAUAUAUAUAUAUAUAUAUACAUACAUAUAUAUACUGUAUACUGUAUAUAUAAAUGAAGAAGAAAAAAAGUUAAAUUUUGACAUUUUCUUUCUUCUCUAAUAAACUGAAGAAGGAUCACUGUAAAACAAACAGGUAACUGUGUUUUUCCUCCAAAUAUUCAGGGUCACCAGCAGCCAGCAGAGACCCCUGACCUCUGACCCCUGACAGCGCCACAGAUACUGAUGAUUGAUCAAAUGUUGGCAGCUUUAAUCAGCUGAUUGACUGAAGAAUGUAACUCUGUACAAACAUUAAAGAUCAACUUUUACACUCAUACAGUUUGUCAGUCUGUGUCCUGGUCUGAGGGGUCUGCAGGGUGGUACCUGAUCCUGACCCUGGACCGGUAUAAGUCCUAGAUGGGGGGCAGGUUGACGGGAUGAUGGCGGUGUGGAAGUGGACCAGCAGCUCCUGAGGUGGGUUGAACUUCCUGAGCCGUCACAGGAGGGCUCCCUGUCUGUGUUCGCUUCACUCUCCGAGUUUUUCUGAACUUUAAUAAUCAUCAUAAAAUGAUCGUCUGUGAUAAAACAUCAAAACAUACAGGAAGGAGGAAAGUCCUGAAAACCACAAAGACCAGAGGCGGGAAGAUCUGGUCUAAAGUGACAUGAUGUCAAUAAACCAGAAACCUCAGGGUUGUUUUUGAUCAUGUCUUUACAGGAUCAUUUAGAGCGACAGCUGACCAAAAAUAGUUUUUAUCAUCUGAGAAAUAUCUCUAAAGUGAGGAGAAUGUUGUCCAAACCAGAUCUUGAAUUGAUCAUUCAUGUGUUUAUCUCAUCACCUAUUGAUUAUUGUAAUUCUCUGUUCAUUUGUUUUAAUAAGGCGGUGAUAAAGAGACUUCAGUUUGUCCAAAACUCAGCCGCCAGACUUCUGACAGACACGCCCACAUCUCACAUCACCCCUGUCUUAUCGUGUCUUCAUUGGCUAAUGGUCAAUUAUUGUAUUAAUUUUUAAAUUUAAGUUCUGACUUUCCGGGCGCUGCAUGGUCAGGCCCCCCAGUAUUAGUAGGGUCUGUUAGGUGAAAAAUUGUUACACGGUGGAUACAAGCAUGAUAUUUGGCACAUAUGUCCCUUAGGUCAUCCUAGAAGGGGUGCCCAAAAAAAUGUCAAACAGGAAGUGAGUUAUUGAUAAAAUUCAAAAUGGCCUCCUAAACAGGUGACAGUUUACUCAAAAAACACCUAAAGAAUGUCCAAAAAUCAUAAAAUUUGGCACACGUGACCCUUGGGGCAUCCUGAGACAUCCUAGAUAUAGUGGCCAAAAACAGGAAGUGGAUUAUUGACGAAAUUCAAAAUGGCCGCCUAAAGUGUUGCCGAUUGAUUCAAAUAGCCUCUUGAAUCUCAGAGAAGCAUAUUAUUUGGCACAUAUGUCCCUAGAGUCAUCCUAAUACAUCCUAGAAGGGGUGCCCAAAAUAAUCCGAAACAGGAAGUGAGUCAUUGACUAAAUUUAAAAUGGCCUACAGUGUUGUUGAUUGACUCAAAAGUCAUCUCAAGAAUCUCAUAAAACUAUAACGUUUCUCACAUGUGUACCUUGGGUUAUCCUAAACAUCCCAGAAAGGGUGCCCAAAAUAAUCUGAAACAGGAAGUGAGUUAUUGAUAAAAUUGAUAGAUGAUGCAAAUGAAGGGGCAGAAAGAAAGGGAGAUGAUGCUCACGGUGCAGGCAUUAUUUUUCGAAACCCUAUAAAUGCAUACAAAACUAUUUGAAUUACAACCCUCUGAGAGAUAGAGAGAGAGAGUUGUGCCUAUACAGUAUAGUAUAUACUGUACAGUACAGUAUAUGAGUGCUGGAUCUAUGGUCAUAUAAAGUUGUCACAAUAUAUUACCUAAAUAUAAUCAUUCAUAGGGCCUACUAGAAGUUUUUUGAAGCACAACUUUGUAUCUGGCAUCAACAAUAUAUCACUCACAGAAGGAUUAAUGUGUGAAGUCAUGUCUUUCAGAGUAUAUUUUAAGCCAAUUUAUUCUCGUUUAAAGGUCUUUAAAACAUAUUUUACACAUUUUUCUUGGGUGGCUUUGGCCAAAUCCUUUAUUAUUGGUCUAUUUACUAUAAAUGAAAAUCUAUAAUUAGCAGUUCAAGCCAAAAUUUCAGAAUUAGACCACAUCUUAGGAAUUAUGGUUCAUUUCUGGCGGCCAUUUUGGAUUUUCCCCUAUAAAAGCCAUUUAAUGGGUCAAAAUUUUUGGGCACCCCUUCUGAGAUGAUG
Messenger RNA from Xyrichtys novacula (pearly razorfish), 8172 nucleotides. The record is from the annotation of a GenBank genome assembly. Lineage: Eukaryota; Metazoa; Chordata; Actinopteri; Labriformes; Labridae.